Mercenaria mercenaria is the source of this 3118-nucleotide messenger RNA. RefSeq lists its product as uncharacterized. The transcript has 15 exons. The record is from RefSeq and is a predicted model, not a curated record. Bases 47 to 3118 code for a protein of 1023 amino acids. NCBI's taxonomy places the organism in Eukaryota, Metazoa, Mollusca, Bivalvia, Venerida, Veneridae.
GGAAGGCACCUUUCGCGGAAAAUUUGACACGUAUGAUUUUUCAAAAAUGCGGAAGAAUCAGCUGCUGACAGCUUUCAUUGUAGCAUGCAGUCAUUUAAUUCUUAUUGAAAUGAAAACUUCUGACAUAGAUAUAAACUUUUUAGAAAAACAAAGGAAGACCUUACAAGAUAAAGGUGCACAAUGUACAAUGAAGAAAAUCACUCAGAGAAAUCUUGAUCAUCUAAGGCUUACAGCAAAGAGUCCAACAAACACCUUGAUAUGUGUAUUAGAAGGCAUGAAAGAAAAGGAACUUCAGAGCUCGGGAAUAUUGUGGAACAUACUUGGAACAUUGUUCCAGGAUCUUGGUCAGAAGUCAAAGGCUACAGUCUGUUUCAAACAAGCAGCCAAACUCUCUGGAAAGAUUACUCCCUUUGUAAAGGAAUGGUCUUUUAUAGGACCAUUUGUCAUUGGGAAAACAGAAGUUGAUGGGGACCCUACUGAAGCAUUUGGAGGCAUUAGAAAUGUCUCUAAAACCCGAUUCAAGAAAAAUGUAAAACUAUAUUCUGAACUGCUGCCUGAAGGUGAAAUUCAGUGGUCACAUGUGAAACAGGCAUCUCCUGACAAAGUGGUUCAGAUACGUCCUGGUGUUAAUUGGAAUGAUUUAGUUAAUUCGCUAGGGUCUAUGGGGAUUACAGAAUGGCAGGGAUGGGUGGUCGGUGAGUUUGCUGUGAAUGACAAUGAUCUUAACAUUCUCGUACAAUGUGCCGGAGUUCAUACUGUAUAUAUUGAUAAUAUUCCGGUCACUGGCGAUGUGUACCAUAGAGAAAAGUACUGGUAUGGAGUCAGACUUGGCCAAGGACUCCAUACAAUUUAUAUCAGACUUCGAACUAAAGUAAAUGCCCAGUUUUUGUGUAAACUGAAAGUCCCCAAAAACAGUUUUGAAGUGUUAGCACCAAAUUUUCUUCCAGAUUUACAUGAAGGAAAACUGUUUAGUUCCUAUAUUACAUUCCCUGUUGUAAAUUACCAUAGUUCUAAAUUUCUUAAGAUCUCCAAGGUUACCCUCACUGAUUUGAAUUCCAAACAAGAAGCAGUCCAAAAUAAGCUGGAAAUCCGACUGAAAGAUUCUAGUGUAACCAUAGCACCAGGUCAGAUUUAUCCAAUCAUUUUAAAGUUAAAUAUCAAGGACAGUAGCUCCAAGGUCAUUUCCAAGUGCUCUUCACCUGAAUUGCCCUGGGACAUAGAAUUCAACUUAAAGUUUACAACAGGCGCUGGCACUGUUGGAUUGCCAGUACAGCUGAGAUGUCGAACAGGGAGGCAGUCAUUUUUGUUUACUUUUAUCGAUCAUGAUGGAUCUGUCCAACAUGCGGCGGCCAUUCAACCUAUACAGGACUGUACUGGAGGUGUUUGUCCCACAAUGUUAUCACUGCAUGGAACAACAAUACCACCCCAGAACCAGGCAGACAGCUAUAAACAUAUGGUAGAUGGAGAAUUCUUGUUUGGCUUUCCACAUGCUUGGACACUGGCUCCUACCAGGCAUGGUGCUCACAACUGGGAAGGUCCAGGAUUGCUGACGGCUAUUACAGCUUUGGAAAGGCUAGAAGAGAUGACAGCAGCCUACAGUUGGAUUGUCAAUAAAGCAGACAGCAAACAUGUUGUAUUUGCAGGUCACUCUAUGGGAGGUCAUGGAGCAUGGCACAUAGCAACACAUUAUCCCGACAGAGCCCUAGCACUGGUUUCUCUAGCUGGAUGGAUCAAAAAGGAAGAAUAUGGAGACAGUAAUCUCUUCUUUAGACAUGAUAUAGCUACCAGUCAUGUAGAGCCAGUAGUGAAGUCAGUACUGGAGUCAUGUAUAGUUGAAAACGAUGCCGAUCAGCACAGUACAAACCUACAUGGAGUCCCCGUUGUUCUCCGCAUUGGGGCAGCUGAUCGCACAGUCCAUCCCUGGUUUAUUCGGAGGAUGUACCGGCUACUGAGCGAGGAGGGGAUGAUGGUGAACUACACAGAGGUGAAAGACAAAGAACACUGGUGGUGGGACACUGUAGAUACCAAUGAUGGGGGUGCUGUAAAUGACAAAUACCUGAGAGAUUUCACCAACACUCACAUAGACCAGUACUUACGCCACAUUGAGGAGUCUGGGUCAUGUACAUCAGAGACAUGCAGUGGUACGUCAUCACCAAGUGACAGAUACAGUGACAAAUCUCUGUCAUUCAAACUGGUCUGUUAUAAUCCAGCCCUGGGAGAGGGCAUGUAUGGACUGAGGGUCAUUCAGCAGAUAACUCCAUACAGAAGGUCAGAAAUACAGGUGACAGUCUCGGACAUUGAAGUACUUAUGGUCACAAGGAAUGUUUUAAAGCUGAGUGUCUCCCUGUCUCCUAACAGAAACGUUCCAUGGUUUGAGUCCGAUGUUAGGGUUGAUGGGACACAGAUUUCUUCAAAAGAUAUGUUACCAGUUAAAGAUGGUGAACGUGUAGACCUUUGCUCUAAGUCAGGAAUUUGGAGUGUUUGUGAAAACAAAGAAGUACACAGCACAACAAAUAGAGGACCUCUUACGCAAGGACCAGCUAGGAGAAUCGCUGAGAAUCACUUCAAAAUCGUCAUAGGUACACAAGGCUCUGAAGACUCCCAGUUGUACUUACUACAGGCAGCUGUAUAUAUCAGUAACCUUUUCUUUCUUACCUCUGAUACAAGGACUGACAUAGUGAAAGAUGUAGAUAUUCAACCAGCUGAACUAGGGUUAUCUAACUUGAUUAUCCUUGGGAGUGUGGCUGAAAAUCUUCACACUGGUACUCUGCUGGAGCAUACUCCAUUACAUGUGAAUGAAGGUGAAGUUUCACUUGCUGGAUGUAAAUAUUCUUACUCUCGUACGGGUGUUCUUACUUUGACCCCAAAUGGAGCUACUCACUUAGCACUUGUGAUAUUUGGCUUGGACAGGGCCGGGUUGGAAGAUGUUAUUUCCCUUGCAGCCCCAACUAUGCCUCCAAUGACAAGAUCUCCAUUUUCAAAUUUAGUUCCAGACUAUGUGAUCACGGGUCCAGAUUUUGGUAGAAAGGGUCCAGGAGGAUAUCUUUGUGCCGGUUUCUAUGGCAACAAUUGGGAAUAUAGAACUGAUAUAUCAUCUUGUGUAACAUGUGUUUGUUGA